AUGGCUCCGCCCACACCGCUCGCUAUCGCGACGCAGGCCGUCAACCGCCUGGUUAAAGAAGAGUCCUACUACCACAAAGAACAGGCCAGUCAAGAAAAGCGGAUCAACAAACUCGAAGAGGAUAUCGAAAACAACAGUCCAGAUCUGGACACCAACUCCGAGUACAUCCUAAAACAGGAGAAAGCCGCCUUGGAAGAGACGAAGGCCGUGUUUGAGCCGCUCAAGAAACGGAUAACGGAGGCCGUGGAGAAGCUCGAAGAACAGAUUGCGAUCACGGAAAGCGACGGAAAUGGGUCGGAAGAGGAACUGAAGAAGGCAAAGGAAGCGCUGGGAACGGGGCAGAAGGCUACUGAGAUUCAGGAGGAGGCAUAG
This is a messenger RNA of Dichotomopilus funicola, 372 nucleotides long. RefSeq names its product tubulin binding cofactor A. Gene Ontology annotation, cellular component: microtubule cytoskeleton; cytosol. Gene Ontology annotation, biological process: post-chaperonin tubulin folding pathway; tubulin complex assembly. Gene Ontology annotation, molecular function: beta-tubulin binding. The transcript is spliced from 2 exons. The record is from RefSeq and is a predicted model, not a curated record. NCBI's taxonomy places the organism in Eukaryota, Fungi, Ascomycota, Sordariomycetes, Sordariales, Chaetomiaceae. Bases 1 to 372 code for a protein of 123 amino acids.